Acanthosepion pharaonis is the source of this 789-nucleotide messenger RNA. The record is from the annotation of a GenBank genome assembly. Lineage: Eukaryota; Metazoa; Mollusca; Cephalopoda; Sepiida; Sepiidae.
AUGAGAGCACAGAACCUCUCUUGGAAGCGCCAUCCGACCAUUCACCAAAUCUACGGCAGUCUUCCCCGUGUUUCUUUUCUCAUACGAUCUCGUCGAGCUCAGUUAGCUGGCCAUUGCCACCGUGCCGAGUAUCAGAUCUGCAAAGGACACGCCGAAACACACAUAUCCAUAAACACACAUGUUGCUUUCUUUCUGUCUAUCGAAACUCCGUCCUUCUUUCUUUCUUUCUUUCUUUCUUUCUUUCUUUCUUUCUUUCUUUCUCAGACAAUUUAUUCAUUUAUUUCCCAUGAUCUAAUCUCAUCAAUAUCUAUCUAUCUAUCUAUCUAUCUAUCUAUCUAUCUAUCUAUCUAUCUAUGUCCAGAUCUAUCUCCAUGUCAUUUCUUUUUAUCUAUCUAUCUAUCUAUCUAUCUAUCUAUCUAUGUCCAGAUCUAUCUCCAUGUCAUUUCUUUUUAUCUAUCUAUCUAUCUAUCUAUCUAUCUAUCUAUCUAUCUAUCUAUCUAUCUAUCUAUCUAUCUAUCUAUCUAUCUAUCUAUCUAUCUAUCUAUCUAUCUAUCUCAUUUAUUUAUUUCUAUCUAUCUAUCUAUCUAUCUAUCUAUCUAUCUAUCUAUCUCAUUUAUUUAUUUCUAUCUAUCUAUCUAUCUAUCUAUCUAUCUAUCUAUCUAUCUAUCUCAUUUAUUUAUUUCUAUCUAUCUAUCUAUCUAUCUAUUUUCUUGUACACAUGCGCAUAUCCACACGUACACUAACCGUUCCUUAAAUAUAUCUGUUGUAGGAUACCUACGGAAGAUAUAG